Messenger RNA from Rotaria sordida, 267 nucleotides. NCBI's taxonomy places the organism in Eukaryota, Metazoa, Rotifera, Eurotatoria, Philodinida, Philodinidae. The record is from the annotation of a GenBank genome assembly.
AUGGAUUCUUACGUUGAUAUCUUUAUUGUUCGAAGUGCACCUAAAGUAACAAGUGCGGUUAUAGAAGGAUCACCUCGUUUGAAAUUAAUCGGACGAGUAGGUACAAGAAAAGAUAAAAUUGAUACUGAAGUAACAACACGUCAUGGAAUCCUAGUUAUGAAUACACCUGAUAGCAAUACUCUUUCAGCCGCAGAGCAUACAUGUACUUUGAUCUAUUCCUCAGCUAGGAAUAUUCCAAGUGCUUGUGCUUCAUUAAAAACAGGAGCA